This is a messenger RNA of Tuber melanosporum (Perigord truffle), 1489 nucleotides long. RefSeq lists its product as uncharacterized. Gene Ontology annotation, molecular function: GTPase activity; GTP binding; GDP binding. The record is from RefSeq and is a predicted model, not a curated record. Gene Ontology annotation, biological process: signal transduction. NCBI's taxonomy places the organism in Eukaryota, Fungi, Ascomycota, Pezizomycetes, Pezizales, Tuberaceae. Bases 367 to 978 code for a protein of 203 amino acids. The transcript is spliced from 9 exons. Gene Ontology annotation, cellular component: plasma membrane.
AUCAUCAUAGUCAAACGUUGGUUUGGGCUGAGACGCUGUUGUGGUAGCGAACGCUCUGCUCGCUCAUGUCUAGCUUAACUUAGUUUUUCUUACCUAAACUUAACUCGCCUCAGCAUCUCACAUUGCCCGCACCUACCCACCUGCCUGCUUACCAGACCCUCUUCACUUCACCUUCUCGCCCCUUCCUCGUUCACAAACUAUCGUAACUUCACCAUCUUCCCAUCACCAGCACUCACUACCUACUUACCGAACUCACAUCACCACUCUCAACCUACCUCCGACUCACUCGCUCACCCACCCACUCACUCACUCACCAUCGCCCGAAAACAACAGGGCGGGUUGCUAUAACCAAACCAACCAUUAUCUAUGCAGCACAGACGAGAGUAUCAUAUUGUGAUUCUUGGAGCUGGCGGUGUUGGGAAGAGCUGUUUGACAUCGCAAUUCGUACACAACGAGUGGAUCGAGUAUUACGAUCCCACAAUUGAGGAUGUUUACAGGAAGGUCAUCGAUGUUGAUGGACGGUCGUGUAUUCUUGAGAUUUUGGAUACUGCUGGGACUGAACAAUUUACCGCCAUGAGGGAAAUUUACAUGAAAGCUGGUCAGGGCUUCCUCCUAGUAUACUCAAUCACAAGCCUGAGCACCCUCACAGAGCUCUCGGAUCUCCGCGACCAGAUUCUCCGGAUAAAGGAAGCCGAUUCUGUGCCUUUGGUGAUUGUUGGUAACAAGUCCGACCUGGAAGAGGAUCGUGCGGUCCGUCGCGACAGGGCGAUUAUGCUCUCUCAGAAGUGGGGGAGGGUUCCCUUUUACGAGACCUCUGCACGAAAGCGGCAGAAUGUCGAUGAGGUGUUUCUGGACCUUUGCCGGCAGAUGAUGAGGGCGGAUGUGGGCGGGUCGGGGAGCGGGGGGGGCGCGAGUGGUGGAUCCUCUGAGAAGGUUUAUCAGACACCGAGGAAGAGGAGGUUUUGUGUUAUACUGUGAAGAAAGAGAAAGAGGUAUUGGGGGGGGGGGUGGUAUUGCAGGAGUUUUUUCUUUCUUUUUUUCUUUCUCUAACCCUUCGUUGUAGAUAUACUUUUUUUACUUUUUUCUUUCACCCCCCUCUGUUUUAACCUUUUAGCUUCCCCUUCCCUUGCUUCUUUUAGCUCGAAUUUCCCCGGCAUCGUCAAUUGCGGAUGGGAGGUUGGCUGUGGACCCAUGGAACAGCGAACGGGGGGGACAGAAAGAAGGAAGCAAAGCAGGAAAGCAUUGGCGGAUCAACGGACUGGACUGGACUGAAACUGAAUAUGGGAUUGGACUAUGGACUAUGAAGGUGGCUAUGGAUGGAAUGUGUUUUUUAGGGUGGCAUAAGGCGAAUCACUGGCGUCCCGAUUGUUUUUUUUUGUCUUUUUUUUUUUCCAGUCCCUCUUGCUAUUUACAAUUGCUUGACAUCUUUGCCUGUUUUUUCUUUUUUUUUCUUUUCUCCUCUUGCAAUGAUAUCCAUUUUCCAGAGUUC